This is a messenger RNA of Sardina pilchardus (European sardine), 5546 nucleotides long. RefSeq names its product NACHT, LRR and PYD domains-containing protein 12-like. The record is from RefSeq and is a predicted model, not a curated record. Gene Ontology annotation, biological process: intracellular signal transduction. The coding region runs from base 58 to 4167 and encodes 1369 amino acids. NCBI's taxonomy places the organism in Eukaryota, Metazoa, Chordata, Actinopteri, Clupeiformes, Clupeidae. Gene Ontology annotation, molecular function: protein binding. The transcript has 14 exons.
CAACUUGAACAUGUAGUCCAUUCUGGUGGAAAGACGAAGCUACAACGAAAACUACAGAUGGAUUUCCCUCAAGAGGUUGAGGAUGCUGUUGGUGGAAAUCAGACAGGCAGAGCAGCAUGUGCCGUGUCCAGCCACGAGUCCCUGAAGAAGGAGGAGCCCGUCACUGAUGGGCAUCAGGGGGUCAGCACAGGAAGAGCGCUGUCUUAUCCAAGACCACAGACACACAGACCAGUGUCUCCAGUGCCCAGCUGUGUGUCCAUGAAGAGUGACCAGUCUAUGGGGCACCCUUACAAUUUCAGCAGUGGACCACCACAGUCUGAUCCAAAACCACAGACACACAGACCAGUGUCUCCAGUGCCCAGCUGUGUGUCCAUGAAGAGUGACCGGUCCAUGGGACACCCUUACAAUUUCAGUAGUGGAACACCACAGUCCGAUCAAAAACCCCAGACACAAAGACCAGUGUCUCCAGUGCCCAGCUGUGUGUCCAUGAAGAGUGACCGGUCCAUGGGACACCCUUACAAUUUCAGUAGUGGACCACCACAGUCUGAUCAAAAACCCCAGACACAAAGACCAGUGUCUCCAGUGCCCAGCUGUGUGUCCAUGAAGAGUGACUGCUCCAUGGGACACCCUUACAAUUUCAGCAGUGGACCAUCACGGUCUGAUCAAAAACCCCAGACACAAAGACCAGUGUCUCCAGUGCCCAGCAGUGUGUCCAUGAAGAGUGACCGGUCUAUGGGACACCCUUACAAUUUCAGCAGUGGACCAUCACGGUCUGAUCAAAAGGACAUAUUGGCCCAGGAUCAGUCCAGGUGUGGAGUGUGUGAGCAGCUACUGAGAGACCCAGUCAUCACCAGCUGUGGACACAGUUUCUGCAGGCAGUGCAUCAGCAGCUACUGGAGCCAGUCUGGUCCAUCAGGAGACUACAGCUGCCCCCAGUGCAGAAAGAGAUCCAGAACACAACCCAUUACAAACCUUGACAUGAUUCAACCACUGUACCCAUCUGCAGACAUGGCACAAUCUUACCUGAACCCACCAACAGACAUGACACUGCCCUCGUCAUAUCAACACAGUGAAAUGGCACAACCACCUGUAUAUCCACCUACGUCCAUGGCACAGCCUCUCCUAAACCCACCAACAGCCAUGGCACAGCGUCACUUAUACCAGCCUAUAGCCAUGGCACAGCCUCACUUAUACCCAUCUGCAGCCAUGGCACAACCUCACCUAUACCCACCUACAACCAUGGAACCGCCUUCAUCAUACCAACACAGUGAAAUGGCACUUCAUCUGAACCCAUCUGCACACAUGGCACAAGUUCCUCCAUCCCCACACACAGACACGGGGCAGCGUCCUCAGUACUCAAACUCAGCCAUGGGGCAGCAUCAUUAUCCACACAUCCAGCACCCUCUUUAUCCACACAUCCACACGGCACAGAUCUCUCCACAGCCUCCCUUAGAUGAGCACGCAGGCAUGACAGGCAGCACCCAUCUGCAAACUGAGCAUGCUCCAGUCAAAAGGGCCAAACGAACAGAUGACGAUGUCCUCACCAGAGUACUGAUGACCCAUAAAGCCAUCAUGAAGAGGAGGUUUGAGAGCAUAUGUGAAGGCAUCAUAAGGUCAGGGACUCAAACACUCCUGAACAAGAUCUACACAGAGCUCUACAUCACAGAGGGAGAGAGUGAAGGGGUGAAUAAUGAGCAUGAAGUUUGGCAGGUAGAGUCAGCAUCCAGGCCACAAACUACAGAAGACACAGCAAUCAACUGUAAUGACAUCUUCAAGCCCUUGCCUGGACAGGAGAUACACAUCAGAACUGUCAUGACCAAGGGGAUUGCUGGCAUUGGAAAAACUGUCUCAGUGCAGAAGUUCAUCCUUGACUGGGCAGAGGAGAAGGCUAACCAGGAUGUAGAUUUCAUGUUUGUUCUUCCGUUCCGUGAGCUGAAUUUGGUCAAACAUGAUCAGUACAGUCUUCACAGGCUCCUGCUUGACUUCCACCCUGAGCUUAGAGAGCUACAGGAUAGUAAAUACAAAGACUGUCACAUUGUGUUCAUCUUUGAUGGUCUUGAUGAGAGUCGACUUCCACUGAAUUUCCAAAAGAAUCAGACGUUGUCUGAUGUGACACAAACAUCAUCAGUGGAUGUGCUGAUGACGAGCCUCAUUCACGGAACUCUGCUUUCCUCUGCUCUCAUCUGGAUAACCUCCCGACCUGCAGCAACCAGUCAGAUCCCUUCUCAGUGCAUCAGUCUGGUGACAGAAGUACGAGGGUUCAAUGACCCACAGAAGGAAGAGUACUUCAGGAAGAGGAUCAGUGACCAGAAUCAAGCCAACAGAAUCGUCUCACACAUUACAGCAACCAGGAGUCUCCACAUCAUGUGCCACAUGCCAGUGUUCUGUUGGAUCUCAGCCACUGUCCUUCAGCAGAUUCUGGAACAAGAUGAUGGGAAGGAAGUCCCCAAAACACUGACUGAAAUGUUCAUACACUUCCUGCUCAUCCAGACCACCAGGAAGAAUCAGAAGUAUCAAGAGGAAAGUCAGACAGAUAGACAGAGGCUCCUGGAGUCACAUCGGGGUGUCAUAUUGAAAUUAGCAGAGCUGGCUUUCAAGCAUCUGGAGAAUGGCAAUCUCAUGUUCUAUGAGGAAGACCUGAGAGAGUGUGGCAUUAAUGUCAGUGAAGCCUCAGUGUACUCUGGCAUGUGCACUGAGAUCUUCAGGGAAGAAUGUGUGUUUCACCACAAGAAAGUCUACUGCUUUGUGCAUCUGAGCAUCCAGGAGUUUCUGGCAGCCAUGUUUGUGUUUCACUCUUACAUGUUAGGAAAUCGGGAGGCACUGGAAUCCUUCCUCACUAAAAAACAGAGAGACAAUCAAGCUCCCAUUCCUUUGCAUAUUCUGUUGAAGAGUGCUGUGGACAAGUCUUUGGACAGCAAGAAUGGACACCUGGACCUUUUCCUUCGCUUCCUUGUUGGCAUUUCAGUGGAGACCAACCAGGUCCUCUUACAUGGCUUGUUGAUAGACACACACAGCAGCUCAGAGAGCAUCAAGAAAACAUGUAGCUAUAUCAAGAUUCUCAAGAGGAAGGACCUGUCUCCUGAAAGAUGCAUCAAUCUCUUCCACUGCUUAUUUGAAAUGAAAAAUCAUUCCCUACAUGAAGAUGUUCAGAAAUAUCUCAAAUCUCCAGAUGACUUCUCAGGUGUAUUGUCACCUGCCCACUGUUCAGCACUGGCCCACAUGCUUCUGAUGUCUGAGGAGGUGCUGGAUGUGUUUGACUUGAGCAAAUACAAAACAUCAGAUGAGGGACGGAGGAGACUGGUGCCAGCUGUGAGAUGCUGCAGGAAGGCUGUACUUGCUGACUGUGCGCUAACAGAGAAGUCCUAUGAGAUUGUGGCCUCAGCUCUGCAGUCUGCAAACUCCCCCUUAAGAGAGCUGGACCUGAGUCAGAAUGAUUUGCAGGCGUCAGGAGAAAAGCUGCUCUCUGCUCUACAGAGUCCAAACUGCAAACUGGAGACUCUUAGACUUGUUGGCUGUAAACUAAAAGGGGGAUUUUUGGCCUUGGCUCACAAGGGGGCAAACCCCCACCUAAGAGAGCUGGACAUCAACGACACUGAGCUUCAGGACUGUGGAGGAGAACUGCUCCAUCAACCACUGAAUCAAGACUGUAAAGUGAGACUUACCAGGUGUAAACUCAAACACAGCUCAUGUGAGGUUGUGGUCUCAGUUCUGCAGUCAUAUCAUUCUCAACUGAGUGAGUUGGACAUGAUUGGCUGUGAUCUGCAAACGUCAGAAGAGAAGCAGCUCUCUGGUCUUAGAAACCCAAACUGCCGACUGGAGAAACUGAGACUUCUUGGCUGUAAACUGAGAGUAAGAUUUUUGGCCUUGACUCUUCAGUGGGCAAACUCCCACCUAAGAGAGCUGGACAUCAGUGACAGUGAGCUUCAGGACUGUGGACGAGAACUGCUCCAUCAACCACUGAAUCACGACUGUAAAGUGAGACUGAUCAGCUGUAGGCUCAAAGGCAGCUCCUCUGAGGUUGUGGUCUCAGUACUGCAGUCAUGUAUUUCUCAACUGAGUGAGUUGGACAUGAGUGGCUGUGAAGUGCAAACAUCAGAAGAGAAGCUGCUCUCUGGUCUUAGAAACCCAAACUGCCGACUGGAGAAACUGAGGUCAGUGAUACUCUGAAAUAGGGCUGUCACAAUAUCAUAAUUUCAGAAGACAAUCAUGACACAAUGUCAUCACACAUUGCAUACUGUAAAAGGGCAUGGCAUGGUUGCACACACUACCAGUUUCAUGGACAAACGCUUACGUUACCUCCUGUAAGAGUAUAGCAGCUUAAUUAGCGAAAGCACGUGCAGGGAUGCCUUUGUUGAAUCUUUCUUUGACAGCUCAGAAAUAUCACUUUGCAGAGGUAGGUUUUGAAGCAUGGUUACUUUUUACAAGCACACUUUUAACAUGAUCUUCAAAUUCAAUGCGAUGGGCAUCAUGCGAAUGAGUGAUGGAAACUUUGGAAGUAGUUCGUAACACACCGUGUGACAAAAUGAAAGUUCACACUAAGCCUACAACUGCAUAACAUUUCCAGUAGGCCAGGUAGCACUUCAGCAAAAUCAUGUAAACUUGGCUGUUUCAAAGCCUUUUUCUUGUGGGCUAGUUAGUUCGGUAGAAUUGUGUAGACUAAUGCCAUUAGACACAAUCUCCUGAUGUUGCGUUUUGUUGUGCAGCCCAAAGAGUUCCCACACUGGAAAGUGCAUUUUCUCUCUGUGGAGCGAAGCAGGUAGAGACUAUCUCUCUAUGGCUCUGACUGGAGGAUAAAUGCUAUUCUAUCCACUGCAUUCUCCAUCAUGUCCGGCAUCUUUACAAGUUACAAGGUCAAAGGUUUGCCGUUGCUGUGACAUCAGGUUUGUGUGUGUGACUUUGAAGGCAGCAAGGGAGAAGGAGAGAGAAAUCACAAGAGAUAAACAAGCGCUAACAAGCCUGUUCAAUUAAAAAUGCAUGUGAAAUAGGUAGCCUUUAUACAAUAUUAUUGUGGGUACAUUAUUUCUACGAUAUUCAUAUUCAUGAUUACAAAACUGGUAUAUCCCGACACCCAUACACUGACCACUAGUAUGACAGGCAGAGUACACAGAGGUCUUAUCUAAAGUUUAUUUGUCAUUCCAGUCAUAUCUGUAGAACACCUAGUUGAGCGAAAUUGUGAAUCUCUGCAAAACUGUGAAACAGUUAUUGGUGUUAAAAUCAAAACAUUCAAUUUUGUGAAACAUUAUCUUUUCUUGUGUCAAUGGUGAUGUGAGAGAAUUAGUUCCAGACCAGUUGACUCCCUACUGAUGUGUCCCAUUUAAGUUACUGUAACUGUAGAUGUGUUAACCAUUCAAUAUCAACAUCAGAGUUUUUACUCUAGCAUUGAUAUGUCCUUUUAUUUCACUAUUUCUAUAUCUUCUGUUACAUGGUUUGUGUUUUUACAGAUUUGUUGGCUGUCAACUGAGAGGAAGAUUUUUGGCCUUGACUCUUCAGUGGGCAAACUCCCAACUAAGAGAGCUGGACAUCAGUGACAGUGAGCUUCAGGACUG